CUGCGCUCCGGUGACACACAGCCGUACUUCUGAGGGGGGGUACUUGUGAGCGGAAAGGGGCAACGUGAGCUCCACACUAUCGGUGCGACUCGUUAUAUCGGCACUGAACUGAGUUUAGGGCGUGCUAUAAGUGUAAACAGGCCGAGUAUUGACCACCGAUAGUAAACUGAACUUUUCCGAGACCCAAAGUUGUCAGGCAGCGCAUCUUGCACGCAUGCGCAUCCUUCUAUCCAGCUCUAAAUAAGAGUUAAAACAGAAACGAGGUUGGGGAUAUCAUAGGAGUGGGAAUGACCGACACACCACCCAGUGAUGGUCCCUCCAAGGGUGCUGAGUUUGAUAUGAUGGGUGCUCUGGACUGGAAGGACGGUAUUGCCACGCUGCCAGGCAGUGACAUCAGGUUUCGCAUGACAGAGUUCGGGACUCUUGAGAUCGUCACAGACCUAGAGGUCAAAGGGCAGAAGGCAGAGCCUGAGACCUUGGACCCAGCUCAGUCGCACACUCCUACCCCUCCACCAGAGAGCCAAUUGCAGACUGGCAAGGACACAGCUCCAGCCAAUCAGAGUGAGCCAGGAUCCUCUAAAGGUAAAGGCCCCGGUCCUGUGCUUCUGUCUUUAGAAGAGGGUCCUAGUACGGAGGGCCCUAGUGUGGAAGUUGGUCCCAGUGUUGAGGUUGGCUCUAGCGCAGACGGGGCCCAAAAUGGAGAGUUGUCCAGGUGCCGGGCCUGUGGCGGCCGUGUUCUCCGAGACGCCCUCCUUCAGGGCAAAUUCUGUAGCUCCAUUUGUGCGCAGCCCUCCAGUGGCAGAUCGUCCCCAGGGGAAGCGAGGGAGAGUCAAGCAGUGGAUGGGGAGAAGCUGGGUAAGCGUGUGCGCAAAAAGAGGAAGAUCUAUAUGGAUUCUGGUGAUGAAGAGGAAGACAACCAAGAGGAACCAGAGGAAAAGGCCAAAACUACCAAAGGCAGGAGAGGUGCCAAAAUUGCCAAACUGGGGACCGCCCCAGCCAAUAAGAAACGGGCAUGGAGCUGGCCUUCUUACUUAGAAGAAGAGAAGGCCAUCGCUGCUCCGGUUAAACUAUUCAAAGAGCACCAGUCACUUCCUCAAAGCAGGAACAGUUUUAAAGUGGGAAUGAAGCUGGAGGGGCUGGACCCGUCUCACCCGUCCCUGUUCUGUGUACUCACUGUUGCAGAGAUACAAGGCUAUAGGGUAAGGCUCCACUUUGACGGUUACCAAGAAUGCUAUGACUUCUGGGCCAACGCCGACUCGUGGGAUAUGAAACCAGCCGGCUGGUGUGAGAAGAAUGGGCAUAAGUUAUUGUUGCCUAAAGGUUGUAAGGACGGAGAGUUUAACUGGAGCAUGUAUGUGAAGAACUGUCGGGGUCAGCUGGCCCCCAAACACCUUUUCAAGAGUCUCAACACAUCUGUUACUCCGUCUGGAUUUAGAGCCGGGAUGAAGCUGGAGGCGAUUGACCGGAAGAACCCAUCUUUGAUCUGUGUAGCAACCAUUGCUGCUGUUGUUGACAACCGGCUGCUCAUCCAUUUUGACAACUGGGAUGACACAUAUGAUUAUUGGUGUGACGCUAGCAGUCCAUACAUCCAUCCUGUAGGAUAUUGUGAAGAGGCUGAGCUCACUCUGACCACUCCAGCUGGUAAGACCCAGACCAAGACACACGUGGAAUAUAAGCAACCCAAGAGCUUCUCGUGGGAGAAAUACCUGGAAGAGACGGGCACACAGGCUGCUCCUGCCCGCGCUUUUAAACCGCGACCUCCACACGGCUUCCAGCUGGGGAUGAAAGUGGAAGCUGUGGAUAAGAGGAACCCCAUGCUCAUCCGUGUGUCAACAAUAGCAGACACAGAGGACCACCGGCUAAAGAUUCAUUUUGAUGGCUGGAGCUCAGAAUAUGACUAUUGGGUGGAGACCGACUACCCUGAUUUACACCCUGCAGGGUGGUGUCUGAAAACCGGACACCCGCUACAAUACCCUAACGGCUCCAGUGAUUUAGUAACUGCCCCAGGACAAGGUUGUCCCACCCCAGGAUGCAACGGGGUUGGCCAUAUUCGAGGACCUCGCUAUGGGACCCACUACACUCAGGUGAGCUGUCCCUAUUCGGAGAUGAAUCUGAACAAGGAGGGCUUGCCGCCGGACCGCCUCAGUGGAGAACGCCCUCUCGCCCUCAGUGGGCCUCAUCCACGGGGGCGCCGCCCCGAUCCUCAAACAAACACCACAACACAGGCCUCCUCAGCAGCGGACCCGCCGGAAGGAGCUGAAGACUCCCAGAACAGGAAACCGUUGACGAUGGAGGCUGAGCGUUUAGGACGUAACACUCAGCCAGAGCCACCGGGUGGAGCCAGUGAGCAGAGCCACAACGGAACGAGGCCUAAACGGACUGCUCCAGUUCCCAAAUACCUGAAAAUGCACUACGUCAAAGAGGAGAUUGAUGACAGUCAAGGUGCGUGUGAAUCCUCUGCAGACGCCAUCUCCCUCCAGCAGGCCCUCCACGAGUCUGUGUUUCCCCCCGGCCUCUCUGCCUCCCCCCCCCACCGGGUGGCUCUCUGCUGGGACAAACACUGCCAGCUGCUGCCCGAGGUCCUGGGGCUGACUGCCAAGAGAGUGGCCACUUGGAGCGCUGAGGAGGUGGCCACUUUUGUCAAAGGACUUCCAGGAUGUAAAGAACAUGCUGCUACGUUUAAAACGGAGCAAAUCGACGGCGAGGCCUUCCUGCUGCUCACCCAGGCGGACAUCGUCAAGAUCCUGUCCAUCAAGUUGGGACCGGCCCUGAAGAUCUACAACUCCAUCCUCAUGUUGAAGAACGCGGAUGAGGAGUAAGACCUGACCCCAAAGACUGACGAGGAAUCCCCCCCUCCCUCCCCUUGGCCCCGGAGCUCCGGCUUCAUCAACGCUCCGCUAGAAGACGUUUGAUCAAAUCAUCCAGACGAGUUUCUUCUGUCGAGCUCACGUCGUCACAGAAAACCCUCCGGCCCGCCCCGACUCCUUCCUCUCCAUUGUGGACAGAACUGAUCAACCUGAGGGCGAGUUUUACAUGAUACCAUUAUAUCGUGUUUGUUUACGAAAUCAUAAAAAAAGAAACGAACUACAGGCACCUUUUUAAUGCUCCUUAAUAUUGUACAGUUUAUUAAUUGGAUUUAGGGUCACGGUUCUGUUGCAUUUCCUGUUUUAUUUGAACUGUAAAUUGGGCUCAGAGCAGAUGGAACAAGCAUGUUUGUGCUAUGUUGCAUUUGACUUUCCUUUUUUUAUCUGCAAAAUACAAUCGUGGGGUGGCGGGAGUUUAAGAAAAUGUGAAACCCAGUGGAAUAAAAGCACUAUGUAGUUCAGCCUUCCUCCUCUAGAUGGAGGAAGUGGGCCGCUCCACAGGCCUGAAGGCAGAAGAGAGUUUGAUUUGAGAUGGCUGAAGCUUAGAUUGAAUGGGGGAUGGUAGAGACGCGUGUGUGUGUGUGUUUGUUUGUUUGAGAAACGGGGAUGUGGUUUCCCACCAGCCCGUGUGAUGUGUUUCUGAUAGUUUUGUGACGAGCAGGGCUCAGGGCUACAUGCUAAAUCAAGGAGACUUGCAGUCUUUUAAGGUGGAAGGAGACAACAGACGAGCUCCGUCCUUCAUCUGCUUUGUUGUUUUUGGGAACGGCACAUGAACAUGAAUGUUAAAACACAGCUUUUAUUGAGUUGAUAUGUUUAGUUUGGUUCAUUCCCAUUGUAAAUAGUAUACAGCUACAAACGAGCGGUCCCUCAGAGAUUAAUCCUGCUUGGUUAUGCAAAGGCUUGACAUCUGUCCACGGGGAAGAACUUUGUGGCAAUUAACUGAAAAAGAAGAGCCUCAAUUCAGACAAAGAUUUUGAGAGAAAAAAUAAAUAAAACAAACAUUGUCAGCGUCUUUGUAAAUCAGCGUGUACUUCAGCAAGUUGGAAUGUGUACUUCAGCAACUGUUUAUAUGCAAACGGCUUUUAUUUAUGUUCUAAUUUAAAGGGUUUUGGGUUCUGGGGAAAGCUGUGGCUGUUUGAUGGAAAGUGUGUGAAUGGGUGAAAAUAAAUGAGAUGCACAUUG
This is a messenger RNA of Pseudoliparis swirei, 4046 nucleotides long. It is a transcript of the gene l3mbtl1b, whose product is annotated as L3MBTL histone methyl-lysine binding protein 1b. Bases 288 to 2819 code for a protein of 843 amino acids. Lineage: Eukaryota; Metazoa; Chordata; Actinopteri; Perciformes; Liparidae. Gene Ontology annotation, biological process: regulation of DNA-templated transcription. Gene Ontology annotation, cellular component: nucleus. The record is from RefSeq and is a predicted model, not a curated record. Gene Ontology annotation, molecular function: zinc ion binding; protein binding. The transcript is spliced from 21 exons.